This is a messenger RNA of Cuculus canorus (common cuckoo), 6488 nucleotides long. It is a transcript of the gene CD276, whose product is annotated as CD276 molecule. The coding region runs from base 187 to 1287 and encodes 366 amino acids. The record is from RefSeq and is a predicted model, not a curated record. The transcript is spliced from 8 exons. Lineage: Eukaryota; Metazoa; Chordata; Aves; Cuculiformes; Cuculidae.
AGGGAGUGAGUUGCCUCCUCUUGGAGGACAGGGAUGUAGCAGCCCAAUGCUGCAGGGAACAGCUGGGAAAGAGAGAAACAAAAGGGGAGGAGAAGCAGUGAGGAGGGGAAGAGGCUCACUGUGGUUUCCCUGAGCACCAGCACACGCCUCCGGCACAGGAGCUGCUUCUGGGUCCCUGAUGCAGAGAUGCAUUGGUCCUUUGGCUGGUGCCAGACUGGAAGCAAACCUCAUCCUGUGUUUUAUGGCGGGCUUGGAACACUUGCAGUGAGAGAGAAGAUUUCCUUUGAGAACGACAGCCUGGGCUGUGCUCACUUCUGCUUUCUCACUCAACGUUUGCUUGUGCCAAAGAUGCUCUACCCACUGCUUGCCCUGGGAGCGCUGGUGCUCGGCCUGGCAGGUGCCAUGGAGAUCCAGGUCCCGGAAGAGCCUGUGGUGGCACUUUUUGGCCAAGAUGCCACCCUGCGCUGCUCCUUCUCCCCAGAGGCCAACUUCAGCCUUGACAACCUGACCCUCUUCUGGCAUCUGACAGACACCAAGCGCUUGGUCCAUAGCUUCUCCGGUGGGCGAGACCAGCUAGCAAACCAGGGUGACAGCUACGCCAACCGGACGGCCCUCUUCUAUGACCAGCUGGCCCAGGGCAACGUUUCACUGCUUCUCCGACGUGUGGAGAUCUCAGAUGAGGGCAGCUUCACCUGCUUUGUUUGGGUCCAACACUACAGCAGUGCAGCCGUGACAUUGCAGGUGGCAGCUCCCUACUCCAAGCCAACUAUGAACCUGGAGCCCCACAAGGACUUGAAGCCAGGAGAUCUGGCGAUCGUGACUUGCCAUGCUUCCCGCGGCUACCCCGAGGCCAGUGUCCUCUGGCAGGACAGCCAGGGCAGGAACAUCACAGAAAAUAUCACCACGUCCCAGGUGGCCAAUGAGGAAGGUCUCUUUGACAUGCACAGCGUCCUCCAGGUGCUGGUGGAACCCAGCAGCACCUACUCCUGCCUGGUGCGAAACCCAGUGCUGCAGCAGGAGACCCAAGCCUCUGUCACCUUCACAGGCCAACACCUCACCUUCCCUGCUGUGGCUCUCUGGGUGACGGUGGGACUGGCCAUCUGCGUCGUGGGGCUGUUUGCUGUCAUGGUGUACAUCUGCCAGAAGAAAGUCCGUCAGAGCUGCAAAGAAGAGGAGGAAAACGCAGGGACAGAGGAGCAGGAUGAAGAGGGAGAAGAACCCAAGACAGCCCUGCGGCCCCUGAAGAGUGCAGAGAGCCAAGACGAUAAUGAACAAGAAAUCGAUUGAUGGGAGCUACGACACCCCAAGCAGCACCCUGUGCCCUGGACCAGCUGAGAUGUCCCCAGUAGGGAUGUGCUCCAGGUGCUCUGCGGAGGUCAUGGAUCUGCUGCCCCCCCCCAGGUCCUGUGCCCAAUCACCCUCUUCCCACCCUGGCCAUGUCUUUGGGGCUCCCUGGAAUUGGAGAGAGGCUUCAUCUCUUUGUCCCCGGCAAGCCCUGAAGACCAGUGCAUCCUUCCCAGGGAUGGUGUGCCAUGGGGUGGAGGCUCCUCCUUUUCCAUAUGUCUGUCCCUAUGUGGGGCUGAGAGUACACGGGGGUCAACCAUUUACCCCCAGCACCCUCUGUGCCUGCACCCAUGUGGCUGCAGCCGAGCCAGCCGCCCUCAAAGUGCCUUUCAGGGCAAAUUUCAGUGCCCUUUCCAAGCCCAGAGGCUUUGAUAGAGGUGAUGGGAUCAGUGAGGUCCUUGGGAGUGACUGGUCAAGCUCCAGAGGCUCCAGGAAGAUGAAUGGGACCUGUGGGAUCCCUAGGCACAGUGUAACAGAGCUAGUACUCUCAUCUCUGACAUAUGCAUUGCUCUAGGGAUGUACGGCGGUGGUUAUUUUCUCACAUUGCACCAGAGUGGUUCCCACUGGACUUCUAUUUUUGCCUUAAAUGCAAAAUCCCAUCAGGGUGGUUAUCCUCUGCCUUGAAUUUUUGAAGGAGGUUGGAAGUCGGGGCUCAGGGAGACCUGCUGGCCAGGUGAAGCCCCCCUGCCUUCCCUGCGGUGACAAAGACGAUGUGUUGGGGACUAAAGCACUGCUGGGGGAUGAACCUGGCCAGUGCUGUAGGGUCGAGCCUUUGUUUUUCCUGUGGGAUCAGGGGUCUUUGCCCUCCUGUGUGUCCUGGGGGUCCUUCGCUGCUGGGUACCCACAGGGUGCGUGGGGGCGAACAGCGUGGUGUGUCCCUGUCCCACUCUGAUGGGUGGACAGGUUCCCGUUGUGCCCCCCGAUGGCUCUUCUGCUGGUUUUCAUCGUUAUUUAAAAUUCAGAAUUGGAAGGGGUUUUUUUGUGCCUUGACAAAUAAACUCGGGGGUUGUUUUGGACAGUGCUUUGUGGGCUUGAUGUGGUCUCUGGGAGGCAGAUUAGCUGGUAAUUAGUUUAAAUAUUGAAAUACCCAGAGUAAAACCUUUAUUGUCCCUCUUUCAUAGAAGCAUGCAAUGAUUUGGGUUAGAAGGGACCUCAAAGCCCAUCCAGUUCCAACGCCCUGCCAUGGGUAGGGACACCUCCCACUGGAUCAGGCUGCUCCAAGCCCCAUCCAACCUGGCCUUGAACACCUCCAGGGAUGGGGCAGCACCUGGUGCACGGAGCAGACCACUCCAGCAAUGGAGAGAUGCCUGACCUCAUCCCUCUUCUUUGUUUUCAUACCUUGAGCAGAACAGAGAGCAACAUCCCAAAGGCACACUGUCAUCUGUUUGGGAUUGCUCUAAAAUUCAGGCUGGCUAAUCCCUGGGAUGGGGUGCAAGUGGGGUCUGAUGGAGGUUGGUGGGAAAGGGACCUAUCUCAGUCACCUGCAGAGGUUUAUUUUUAGCUGCCCUUCCCCGGGCAUGAUGCCAGGCUCUACGUUUAAAUAGAAAAAUAUUUCUAAAAGCAAGACAAGGGAAAGCGGGCUGGUAUCAAACUCAGAUUAGGGAGGGGAUGAAUGGUGAUUUCAUUUAGGGACUUUGAUCUAUGGCCUGAAUUAACUGCCAGUGCAGUUUUUAACGAGAUGCCAGGAGGUACCAUUAAUAUUAUUUAGCACCCAGAUGCUGGGCUGGGGGAAUGAAGCCAUUAACCACCCCCAGCUCUUUGUCACAGUGGGAUGAGUUGUCACUAGGUCCAGGGCAUCUUUAAAAGUCCUGAGAUUGGCUCGAAAGGUCCUGAGAAGGCAUUCUCAGGGACGUCUCCAGCUGGGAGCUUUCUGGGGCAUUUCUUUGGGCAGAUCUGAGGUGGUUUAGGCAAAAUGCAAUCUGGGCUGUGCAGGGAAGGGAGAUGUUGAGGAAUAAAAUCAGAAUUAAGUUGCGGCAGCUGAGGGAAAGUGGUGCUUAGAGGGCUCAGGUAGAUGAGCCAUCCUGAACUGUGAGCUCCUGCUCACCACACUCCCAGGGAGGAUGUGCUGCGCUUUGACAUGGGAUAAAGCAGCCCAGGAGGAGCUUAGUUGUCUCCUUUGUCCCCAGGUGCCAUCCUGGUUUUGGGGCUGUCCAGGUGAUGGGUCUUUUGGGGGGAGGAAACCAUCCAUCCUUUUUUUGAAGGUCGCCUUAAUCCAACACAUGAUUUGAUGGGUGCUGUGAGUGAGACCCAGCCACGGAUGAGGCAGGCUGGCUGGCUGCAAUGCUGCGUACCUGAUGCAGCACAGUUUUCCCAUUCCCUCAAAGCCCCAACAUCAUCCUCCACCUGCUCCUGGAUAACAGCAAACUUGGCAGCCAGGAAAGGGAUUUAACAGGGAUGCAGAGCAUAAAGGACCUGGUGCUGAGAGCUGGCAGCAACUCGGCUGCCGGGGCUUGCUUACGUUUGUUCUCAUCCCUCCCGGGAGCAAGCAAAGCUGUGAGUUAAUCCAAACACCUUUGAUAGGUAAAAGACAACAGAAAAAUCACAUUUGGCAGGUUAUUUCAGAAAGCACCAGGGUGAAUCUCUUCCCAGUGCCGAUCGAUAGUGGCUUGAUUCUCCCCAUCAAUAAUAAAUAAAGGGCUCCUGUUUCUUGUAUUGACCUAAUUAUGGAGGGAGAGAAGGAGAGAGCUGCUGAGCUGUGUUGCUGCCUCGCCUUGAGGACUGCGCAGGCAGGAGGGCAGACGUCGGGAUGAGAUGCAAGAGGGUGGGAUAGAAUGGGAUACAAGGGCGUGGGCGGAGAUGGUGCCUCUGUGAUGCUGGAGUGGCAUUGCUGCCUGUCCCUGUUGUCCCCUUGUCCUGCUCAUGGAUGAAGCUGUGUCCCUGCUGGGAGCAGGGAUGCUCUGGAAACCCUGCCAGGGGGGGUGGACCAAAGAGGUGCCCAACACCCGUGAGUGCCCCUGCCCUGCAAUGUGGGUCAGUGUUUUUCUCCAGAGAUUACGGAUUUGCCAGAACCACCAUUUUCUACACGGGCUUCUUUCUGUGGGGUGAUGUACCUCAUCAGGAUAAGCGGGGUCCAGCCCCUACACUGCCCCAAACACCCAGUUCUUGGCCUCAAAAUUGCCAGGCCAGCCCCAAAUUCAGCUGGCUGAGCUGAUUCUGAUUUUAAGGAUGUUGCAGACUUAACAUCUGAUUUUCCUGGGGAAAGCAGAACCCACAAACAGGACCAGGGACUGGAUCUUCCUGCAGAUCAGUUGAUGAAGGUGAGGAGCAAAUCCCCAAAGCCAAGGCUGUGAACGUGGGGGGAGCUUGUCACAGGGAGAGGCAAUAUGAAAAAAACAUUUUCUAGCUCUUCUUGUAGCUUCUCGUGGGAAGCAGCAUCCGAAAAAGAUUUUAAUUGCUCUAAAAAGCAUAGAAUCAUAUCAUGGAAUGGUUUAGGUUGGAAGGGAUCCUAAAACCCAUCCAGUUCUAACUCCCUGCCAUGGGCAGGGACACCUCCCACUGGAUCAGGUUGCUCCAAGCCCCAUCCAACCUGGCCUUGAAUACCUCCAGGGAUGGGGCAGCCACCACUGCUCUGGGUGACCUGGGACAGGGCCUCCCCACCCUCACAGGAAAACAUUCAUUCCUAAGAUCUUGUUUCAAUCUCCCCUCUUUCAGCCUAAAACUGUUCAUCUUCGUCCUAUCCCUGCACUCCCUGAUCAAGAGCCCCUCCCCGGCUUUUCUGGAGCCCCUUUCAGUAUUGGAAGCUGCUCUAAUGUCACCCCGCAGCCUUCUCUUCUCCAGGAUGAACAACCCCAACUCAGCCUGUCCUCUUAUGAGAGGUGCUCCAGCCCUCAGAUCAUCUUUGUGGCCUCCUCUGGACUCGCUCCAACAGCUCCAUGUCCUUCCUGUGCUGAGGACUCCAGAACUGAAUGCAGUGCUCCAGGUGAGGUCUCAUGAGAGCGGAGGGGCAGAAGUCUCCUCCCUCACCCUGCUGGUCCCAUUUCCAAUGCAGUCGCAUGGUGGAAGUCUUUGAUCCAUGCUGUAAGAAGCAAUAUUGCAUCCUCCCUUUGGGAUGGGUCUCCUCUUGAAUUUUUCAUUUUACACACAACAACUUCACCACCUGAGAUGAGAAAAAUCAUUUCUCUGUCAGGCAUGGAAAAGAACUGCACCGUCAGCACUUUUUCUCUGGAUGGCUCAUCUGAAGGAAUCAGUUUAUUUGCUGUGUUUUUUUUUUCACUGCAGGGUUAAACACUGUAUGAAUAGGGGAAUUGAAUGCUUCUCUGGCAAGGUUUAAGCAACAUUUCCUUACCUGAGACAGCACAUGCUUCUUUAAGGCUCAUUAAGCAACACCAACCUCUGUUCACCAUCUCCAAGAAACGAUGCUAUCACCGAGCCUGCAGAGCGGCGGCUCAGAUCCCGCUAGCAAAAGCAUUGCCGAGGGGUUUGUCUCACUCACCGUGAACAGUGGUGGUAAAAUGACAUUGAAGUGCCACCCAGUCGUAAAAUGACAGUCAAACAUCCCCCCAGCUCCCUCUCCCCCGUGCCACGCUGUGCAUCCCAGAGAAAUGAACUGCACUUGGCUAAUGCGGGAAAAGAGGGGAAUUGCAGUUUGGAAAUGAUAUUGCUCAUUAAUUUUCCUGGCUGGAGACAACUUCUUAAUGCCAGGUAGGGUUUUUUUAAGCAACAUCACCGUUUCGUUUCAAAUCUCUCUUAAACGACUUCUGAGUCACCGCGAUAAAUACUCCCUGUGCUUUCUUUCUGCUUCAGAUCCGUUAUAACUACUGAUGGAUAAAUUGCUUGAGUUCACCAGGAUAAAUCAUGCAGGAUAGCCAAAUCUGUAAUUGAAAUGUCUUUCAGCCCCUUUGUAACUCUGAGUUAGCGGGACCACACGCAUUGCGGCUGCAGGGAGAAACCCUCUUGGGAUCCAGCUCUGAAAAACAGGUCCUGGGAGGGAGAAAUUGGCUCUGAAAGUGCCAAUUCCACCCGGUUCCCUUAGGAAUACCAUGUCACUCUUCAUCCCCCAUCAAAAGGAUCUGGAUACCAGGACCAAUGGCACAAGUGGAGAGUUUUCCAAGGUCUUUUUUUUCUGCCAAAAAGAAGGAUUUGAGUGUGCUAAUGCUUUGCAUUGGCUCUGGAUUGCCUGCUGUUCCGACAGCAAAUUCCCUGAG